Teleopsis dalmanni is the source of this 1389-nucleotide messenger RNA. RefSeq lists its product as uncharacterized. The transcript has 4 exons. The record is from RefSeq and is a predicted model, not a curated record. Lineage: Eukaryota; Metazoa; Arthropoda; Insecta; Diptera; Diopsidae. Bases 1 to 1389 code for a protein of 462 amino acids.
AUGCUUGAGGAUGCAGUUGAUUUGUUAGAAGAUGAAGUGUUGGAAAAUGCAAUGUUGGAAGAUGAAGUGUUGGAAGAUAAAUAUUUUUACUUUUAUGGUAUCACUGAAUCAAUAUUAUACUUCUUCCGCAAAUUAUCUGAGCGGAAAGCAACGCAACAUAUCGCAACGCAACGUAACGUAACGAAACAGAAUAUUUCGCUUGGCUCUGAAAAUUUGCAAAGCCAAAUAGUGCUUAAUGGAAGAACGGCAGGAGACAUAGAAGGCAACGUCACAUAUAUAAGUAGUAAUGGUUCUGCGGUAAAUGAUUUAUGCACAGUUUCACAAGAAAUGCUGACAUAUGUAGAAACCUUUACGGUAGAAGAAAGAGAAUGGUCCGAUCAUAUGCCUUUGGUGAUAAGUUUAAAAUUGCAAUGUGAAAUACAACAAAACACGGAACGAAAACUGCUUCCGACCCUCAAAUGGAAAGAUGCAAAUAGGGUUCAAUAUAGCAAAAAACUUAAGGAAAAUAUAAGGACAAAGCUGCAAAAUAAAACACAUCUAGACUUAUCAGAUUUAACUGAUGUUAUACUAAAAUCUACUCCCAAAAUACGAAAAUGUAAGGGAUUCUAUACCAAAAAAUCAAAAUGGUAUAACUUCCGAUGCUUUGUCGCGAAGAAAAAAGCUAAACACUUGUUGAGAAAAUAUAGAAGAACAGAGAGCAGCGCUACUAGAGCAAAUUACUUAGAAGCAAAUAAGAAAUAUAAAGAUGUAUGUCUGAAAAGUAAAGCUGAAUAUUAUAGAAAUCUAGAGACACGUAUAAACACAAUUAAAAAUGGCAAAGAAUGGUGGAAGCUAGUUAAAGAGCUAAGAAAUAGGCCUUUAAUAAAUGAGGUACGAAUUGCACCAAAUGAGUUUAAGACACACUUUGAAAAUCUUCUUAAUCACACGCAAACGGCGAAAGAUGUGCAUUAUGCUCCAAACUUUAUAGAAAUAGACGAGCUCGACAAACCUAUAAUGGUGGGUGAGAUAUUGCAGGUCUUGAAAAAAGCGAAAGACGGAAAAGCACCAGGUUUAGAUAGAAUCCCUUACGAAUUUUACAAAAAUGCAAAUACGGAAUUUUUAGAGCAACUCGCGAAGGCAUACAACCAGAUGUACGACUCAGGAAGGGCAGAUUCAAGUUCUGAACCGAGUAUAAUAUUUCCAAUACACAAGAAGGGAGAUAGUUCAGUUAUAACCAAUUAUAGGGGUGUGGCAUUUAUGAACACAAAAGCAAAAAUAUUGAUGGGUGUGCUCAAUGAAAGAUUAUCCAGUUGGGUUGAAAACAAUAACAUCAUGUCUGAAUACCAAGCAGGAUUUCGUAAAAACUAUUCCACGGUUGACAACCUAUACAAUCUAACAUCCAUCAUCUAA